AUGGAUUAUGGGGACGCCCAGGCAAGCCACGACGGUCAGGUGCACGACAUGAUGAUGGAAGACGGAGACAGCGUUCCUGCCAACGCUAUUUCUGAGCUGUAUAUAGAAAGCGAUAGACACGCUCCAUCUCCUAUUGAUAUCAGAUACAAGCAACGAAAGGGAGUAUUCGUUUCGUACAAAGUGGCAGCUGGAAUACUUGUGUGUUUUUUAGUGAUAUUAAUUGUGGUCGGUUUGGUGGUGGGUUUAGCGGGAAGAGGCCGACCACAAGGAGACGGACGCAGCAGUGCUGUUGUCGAUAACACGACGUUCGCAACAAGCACCCUCGAUCCGAGCAUUCCCUGGAACAAUAUCCGUCUGCCGCCACACAUCAAACCGUCGCACUACGAGUUGAGAUUGACCCCCGAUGUAGACGUUACCGGGGUUUUCUCCGGCACCGUGUCCAUUGUCGUCAGAUGCCAAAAAACAACCGACGUCGUCAUCCUGCACGCACUCGCGCUGAACAUCACCGGGCAGAUAACGGUGAGAGACGGUGCGACGAACAGACAUAUUGACGUAGUCGAGGACUUCCCUUUCCCGCUCAACGAGUUUUAUGUUUUACGUCUCAGUGAGAGUUUAAAAGUAAACAAUAAUUACGUCAUCACAUUUGAGGAAUUCCAAGGUGGGUUGUCACAGGAUUUGUUCGGGUUGUACAUCAGUUCUUACGAGACAGCCACAGAUGAUGGAGGAACGACAAAAAGUUAUAUCAUGUCAUCGCAGUUCGAACCAACCUUUGCCAGAAAAGCCUUUCCUUGCUUUGACGAGCCUGCAAUGAAGGCCUCGUUCUCACUCACCGUCAUCCGGGCACCUUGGUACAAGUCGUUGUCAUGCACGAAGAAAAAAUCCACCAAUAGACUGCCAGAAUCGUCGCUGUACGAGGAUGUGUACGAAGUGACCCCUGUUAUGUCGACGUAUCACCUCGCCGUCACGCUUUCAAAUUUCGAUUAUUUGGAGUUAGUCAGACCUAACGGACAUGUCAUACGAGCGUGGGCGCGCCCCCAAGUGCUGGAACACACUAGGUUCGCGUUGGAAGUUGCCAAUUGGACGUACGGGUACUUUGAAGAGUAUUUUAAUAGGAAUGAUAUCAUAACCAAAACAGGUACGAGUAUUGUCACGGUUGAUUUAUUCGCUGUUCCCGACCAUGCAUCUCUUGGAAUGGAAAACUGGGGGCUUAUCACGUUUCGUGAGAGUAUUAUGAUUGUAGACGUACAAACGUCUUCGGCGACAAGCAUAUUUGAUAUCGCUACUGUUGUCGCACAUGAAGUCGCCCAUAUGUGGUUUGGAAACCUCGUGACCCCACAAUGGUGGGAUGACCUCUGGUUGAAGGAAGGAUUCGCAAUGAAAUUUGCAUAUCAAUCACUUGAUGUUAUAUUCCCGCAAUGGAAAGUGGCCGAAUUGACCCUUGACCUCGCCGUCCAACCGGCAUUAGAGUUAGACGCGUUUAUGAAUUCUCACGCGAUGACGUCACCGAUCGAGAACCCGAAGGACAUUUCUUCGUACUAUGACGCUGUGGCGUAUUUGAAAGGUCAAAGUAUCAUUCACAUGCUGCAGUAUUUUGUUGGUGACACUGCUUUUCAAAACGCAAUGAGGUCAUACUUGGCUAAAUAUGCAAAUUCCAAUGCUGACGUCGAUGACUUAUGGCGAGAAUUCUCAUUGGCCACUGGUAACAGUAUUGACAUUAAGGAAACCAUGAAUACCUGGACUCGUCAACAAGGUUACCCAGUGACGUCAGUGUCACGUAGUGGACCCCAAAGUAUGCGUCAGAUACACGUAGCUCAGGAGUAUUUUGUCAUCAAAACAGACGACAUGGACGUCGACUACACUUCAAGUCCAUACAGUUACAAGUGGCAUGUGCUUUUCACGCAUAUCACGCGAGAUGAGAGAAGAUUGAGCGAGAACUGGAUGAAACUAGACAAUGUCACAUUUCAAUUGACGUCUGAUUAUAGCGGAAAUUGGAUUCUGGGUAAUAAGGACCUGACGGGAUUCUAUCGCGUUAAUUACGAAAACGACAACUGGGAUUGGAUAAUAGAUCAGCUUUCACGUGAUUUUCAGCAGUACACUGCCUCUAGUCGGGCCGCCAUCUUGGAUGACGCGUUUGCAUUACAGAGAGUUGGUUUACUCGACACACAUCGUGCUCUCAGUUUGACGCUAUAUUUAAACCAGGAGAACGAAUAUUUACCGUGGACUGCUGCUAUGCGAGGUUUUAACUACGUGCGUGAACGAAUGUACCUCAGUGAAUCAUAUGGAAUCUUACAGAAUUACAUAAAAGAUAAGAUGGGUCACGUGGCCGAUCGAUUGGGAUGGACCACUAGUGUUGAUUAUGGUCCCCUGGAGGCACAGGAACCAUUGCAACAAAGGCACCUUCGUAACCUGGCUUUGAAAACGAUGUGUGAAAAUAACGACGACGACUGCAUCAGUCAAGCUCUUGCAAUGUUUACUGGCUGGCUGGAAAGGGACGAGCCUGUACCGGCGGACCUGUGUAGACUUGUUUACUCUGUUGGCGUGAUGAAUGGCGGGGAACAAGAGUGGGACAUCGUGUGGAGUAAACAACAACUCAAUGACGACGGCGACUUGCGUCAUGCUUUGGCACAUACUACGUAUCCAUGGUUACUGUGGAGGUUCAUGGAAUGGAGUUUAGAUGACAGCAAGACACGUAUGAUGCAUGGCCCUUCCAAUAUCGGUAAUGUUGGCAGAACUCAAACAGGACACGCACUGGCGUACGAUUUUGUCAUCGAAAACUGGAAUCUCAUAAAGGAAAAGUUCGGUAAAGUUGGAUUCGGCUCCAGGUCUUUUAUUGGUCGUGUGACGCAACUUGUGAACGACGAAUCACGGUUGAAACAGCUAAUGCAGUUAGUACACAAAGAUCCACUGGAAAGCAAAACCGCGAAAAUGGCAAUGGAAAGGAUUAAACUGAACAUCCAAUGGAAAACAAAAUACGAAGCGGAAGUGACGCAAUUUUUACAAGAUAACCAGAAUACAUAG
Saccoglossus kowalevskii is the source of this 3018-nucleotide messenger RNA. RefSeq names its product aminopeptidase N-like. Gene Ontology annotation, cellular component: cytoplasm; membrane. The record is from RefSeq and is a predicted model, not a curated record. Gene Ontology annotation, biological process: peptide catabolic process; proteolysis. NCBI's taxonomy places the organism in Eukaryota, Metazoa, Hemichordata, Enteropneusta, Harrimaniidae. Gene Ontology annotation, molecular function: zinc ion binding; peptide binding; metalloaminopeptidase activity.